AUGCCGGCAGGUGGCGCCGGGGAGCUGCGGCCGCGGCGGAACCACGGCCGUCUCGGAACAAGGAGGCGCAGUAUCAAGAUCCAGCCGGAGGCCGGAAGUGCAAGGCUGGGGCCGCGCCGGAGGCCGGAAGUGCGUGUGUUGAUCCCGGAAGUGGGCGUCUUGAGCGGUUCUGCGAAGGCGGAGAAGGGCAUCGUGAGCCAGGUGCGCGGGCAGGGCCUCCCCGAAAGCUUGGCGCAUCGGGCAGGGGCGGCGACUCCGGCCGGCCAGCCGCCCUCCAGCCGUGGCAGACUUCCUGCCCGGAGGACCGUGUACUGCAUGAAUGAGGCGGAGCUCGUGAAUGUUGCCCUGAGCAUCCUGAUUGAGGGCCGCAGACAGAAAAACCCUCCAGAGAAGGACACAGCCAGGCCUGGUAAUGGGGAGCACUCCCGCACCCCCCUCAUGUCACCACGGUCCGAGGGCACCAGUGAGGAUGAGAACAGUGGGGCAGAAGCCUUGCCCCCCAGCACGACCCCCUCCCAGGGGUCUCAGAACUCUGACUCCGCCCUCACCUGCAGCCAGAACCCAGCAGAAGAGGACGACACCCUGAAAUACGUCAGGGAGAUAUUUUUCAGCUGA
This is a messenger RNA of Elephantulus edwardii (Cape elephant shrew), 615 nucleotides long. RefSeq names its product chromosome unknown open reading frame, human C7orf49 (gene CYREN). Gene Ontology annotation, biological process: negative regulation of double-strand break repair via nonhomologous end joining; double-strand break repair via nonhomologous end joining. The transcript is spliced from 4 exons. The record is from RefSeq and is a predicted model, not a curated record. Gene Ontology annotation, cellular component: nucleus; cytoplasm. The coding region runs from base 1 to 615 and encodes 204 amino acids. Lineage: Eukaryota; Metazoa; Chordata; Mammalia; Macroscelidea; Macroscelididae.